Molecule: messenger RNA, 983 nt
Organism: Xyrauchen texanus (razorback sucker)
Lineage: Eukaryota; Metazoa; Chordata; Actinopteri; Cypriniformes; Catostomidae
Product: myosin light polypeptide 6-like
Exons: 7
Coding region: 122-577 (151 amino acids)
Cellular component (GO): myosin II complex
Molecular function (GO): structural constituent of muscle; calcium ion binding
Source: RefSeq, a predicted model, not a curated record
UUCUGAUUGAAUCCAGUGGACGUGACGUCAUUGUGAAUGUAUAGUGUGUGCGUGCUCAUACUGUAAUUCACAUAGCGCUCGCGCUGACGCUUCCUCAGCUCCAUCCUCAACCACUGCAGCUAUGUCUGACUUUUCAGAGGACCAGAUCUGUGAGUUUAAGGAGGCCUUCCUUCUGUUUGACCGAACAGGAGAUGGGAAGAUCAUGUACAGUCAGUGUGGGGAUGUGAUGCGUGCUCUGGGGCAAAAUCCUGUCAAUGCUGAAGUCCUCAAAGUACUUGGCAACCCGAGUAAUGAAGAUAUGAACAUGAAGAUGCUGGACUUUGAGCAGUUCUUGCCCAUGCUCCAGGCCAUCGCUAAGAACAAGGAUCAGGGUUCAUUUGAGGACUUUGUUGAGGGACUUCGGGUGUUUGACAAAGAGGGAAAUGGGACCGUGAUGGGCGCUGAACUACGGCACGUCCUUACUACACUGGGUGAGAAAAUGACAGAGGAAGAGGUGGAGACUCUUUUGGCAGGACAUGAGGAUGCUAAUGGCUGCAUCAGUUAUGAAGCAUUUGUGCACCACAUUAUGGCUGGCUGAAGAGAGGAACUCGUAAGGAUGGUCAUGAGCGGUUGAAGAUUUGAAACACGUCUGUUUUAUUUUAUUUUGUCUGUCAGCCCCCCCAUUUAUGUAAUUCUGCAUUUCCAUAUUGGCUUUUUUAAAUGGUUUGUCCCUUAUUUUUUUCCUUAAGUGCCUUUUAUCAUGUUUCAGGAGAAUUAUUGCUGGAAUACCUUCCAUUCAGCCAUUACAUUCCACCUCAUGCCUUCCUGCAGUGUUACCAUUCAACCCUAGUCAUGUCUUAAACUGUGAGGGACAUUUUGAUUGGCUACAAUUGUGUUUGGUUAACCUCUUUUUAAAAUGGCCAAAAUGUGUGUGUUUGUAAUUCAUUUGACACCCCUUUUAUCAUCUGCUGUUCAUUAACAUAAUAAAUGUUCAGAGUCUUUGA